UUUUUAUGUAAUAAAGAGAAUUUUUUUUUGGGCAAGGGUCAUGCAACUUGCACAUAUCAACUUGCAUAGAGGUGUGGAGAAUCGCAACUUGCAAGGAAGCACUUUUGAAAUUGGCUACCACUUGCAACCAAUGAAGGCCCUUGGAUCAAAUAAAUAUUGGCCAUUGAUUCCAACUUGCCUAGCAAGAGUUUGCCUAUUUAGAGGGAUUGGUCAUUUGUAAAAUCUAAUGGAUGGAAUGGGAGUAAAAUGAGAUAAUUCUUUCAUCCAUAUAUGGAGUGUUGAGUGGAAAAAAGUGUGGAGGGAGGAUACUUGAGAGAUUGUAAAUAGUUUUAUCUUCCAUUUAUACAAAGGGGUUUCCCCCAAAUUUAUAUCUUGUUGGAAUUUGACAACUUUGAUGAAGCACUUGAACUCCUUGAUCAAGGGACCUCGGAAGGGAUGCUACCAGAUGUAUUGCUAUAUAACACUAUUAUUCAAGUAGCAAGUGAGAAGGGAAGAAUCGACGUGAUUGAGCUUAUGGUUGAGCAGAUGCAUCAAGAGAAGAUUCAGCCUGAUGCAUCAACCAUCAGUUGUGUUUUCUCUGCAUAUGUAGACAAUGGCUUCCAUAGUACUGCAAUGGAAGCAUUGCAGGUUCUAAGUAUGAGAAUGAUUUCUGAAGAUAACAUUCUUCAAGAAAAUAGAAUAGAAUACGAGAAUCUAAUAUUUGCCGAAGACAAGGAAGCUGAAUUACAAAUACUCGAGGCUUUUAAAGAGUACAAGGAGAAUCUUGCCACCGCCCUUCUGUAUUUAAGAUGGUGUGCCUUGUGUGGAUGUCCAAUAUCUUGGUUACCAAAUCAAAGUCAGUGGGCUAAGAGACUUACGAGCAAUUAUGCUUCAAGAAGACGUCCCAUCUGAUAAAUUCGAGAAUUUAUUGAAUUUAUGAACCAUGGCAUUAUGGCUUGUCAUCACACUACUGAGUUAAUUACAGGAGCUGCAGGCCUCUGAUACCAAGCAAGACAUGAAAGAAAUAAUGGAUGUAAAUAUAUCAACAAGCAUACAAGUCAAGUAGUCAGACCCCCCUCUAUUUAGCAAACAGAUCUAUUCUCAUGUUCCUAUGAUAGUUAAUUAGUCCUUGAAUAUUUUCACUUUUCGGAAUUCUUUGAAUUUAUCUGCAAAAGGGUCCUUGACAUGUGGAGGACUGUACUGUGAAAUCGACCUGGAUUUGGAACUUUGCAAAAAACACUAGUCUUAGUCAAGUGUUGCAUUUGGGACCAUUGUAUAGAUUGACUUCGAGAAAGUUUUAUUUGAAGAAGAUUCAUAGUAUGAGGUGGUCCUGCCGAUUCAUGCGUAUGCUCCUUCGUCAUGGUAUUAUCAAUGCCAAUCUCCUUUAGUUUUGGAAUCUAUACAUGGAUUUAUAAAUUAGCCAACAGCUUAGUUGCGGCUUGUACAUCAAAUUGAAGAGUCCAAAGACUGCCCUUUGUAUUGUGCAUGAAUGCAGCCAUGUUUUGUACUGAUUAAAAAUCAUACUAGUUUUCUGUUAAUUACUUUUCUAUUUUUUCCCUUCUUAAUUUAGGUAAGUCAGCGUGACUAGUUGAAAAGUUGAAAUUCAAUAUCGAUAUGUACUUUCCAAAGAUACAAUCUUUUAGAUUAUUUCAGAAUAUUUAU
Olea europaea var. sylvestris is the source of this 1641-nucleotide messenger RNA. Its product is annotated as pentatricopeptide repeat-containing protein At1g76280-like. Bases 436 to 891 code for a protein of 151 amino acids. The record is from RefSeq and is a predicted model, not a curated record. The transcript has 3 exons. Gene Ontology annotation, molecular function: protein binding. NCBI's taxonomy places the organism in Eukaryota, Viridiplantae, Streptophyta, Magnoliopsida, Lamiales, Oleaceae.